GGAAACCAGUCUGCGCGUAUUACGCACACCUUGUCCAUCCAAGAAACCGCGAAGAAGCGUUACGCAAAUCCGUGUGAACUUCAUAGCAGCGAGUCUUUGAACGGUGUCUAAAGAGUUGAGCAAUGGCAGAUAAGGAGCUACAAAGAGUGAGGACAGAUUUUAUACAAAGGGUCACCAAACCAGUAAUCAAUCAGCUUUUGGAUGGCCUCUUGGAAGACCGUGUCUUGAAUGAUGAGGAGAAAGAUUCCAUUCUGGAAGAAAAUAGCUCCACAGCUGACAAGGCACGCAAUCUCAUUGAUAAUGUGCGGAAGAAAGGACCUAAAGCCAGCAUGAGGAUGAUUUUUCAUAUUGAAGAAAAUGAUUCUUCACUGUACUCUGUGCUGGGUCUGUCUUCUGGUCAGCCUGCUCAGCCAGCAGCACAGCCGCAGAUUGACCCUUCAACCCCAGCCAUCCUCACUGUACAGGAGUUCUGGGAGAAGAUGAAGAAUGAUAAAGAUUGUUACCCCGUUCGUAAAACUUCUUAUGAGAAUCGAGUGGCCCUGUUGAUCACCAACAUAGAGUUUUCUGAUAAGAGCCUGAACAGAGCGGGAGCUGAAAAAGAUGAGGAGAACAUGAAUAAAGUGCUCUCAAGUCUGGGAUAUAAGGUGGAGAAACAUAGAAACCUCACAGGAAAGGAAAUUGAGGAGAAGAUUGUCAAGUUUUCUCAACUUCCCGAACUAAAAGAGACUGAUAGUGUAUUUGUGGUUAUCAUGUCUCAUGGGAAGUUGGGAGCGGUUCUCGGAGUCAACACGAAAAAUGCCGGUGACGAUGACUUUCCCAUAGACAACAUUUUCAAACACCUGGGCUCAGAGAGAUGUCCAGCGCUGCUGAACAAACCAAAGAUUGUUAUCAUCCAGGCCUGCAGAGGAGGAGAGGAAGGAUCUGUGUUUGUCAGUGAUAGUGCAAACCAAGCUAAUGAUGUGCCAGCUCCUGUUGUCAGCGAGGACUUUUCAGGAGAUGAAGCUAAUGAUGUGCCAGCUCCUGUUGUCAGUGAGGACUUUGCAGAAGAUGCUGUGAAAUGUGUACACAAAGAAAAAGACUUCAUCUCUCUUCUCUCCUGCACACCUGAUACUUUUUCAUACAGACAUAAAGUUCAAGGGUCACUCCUCAUUCAGUACAUUGAUGAAGUUUUCAAAACUGCUGCACGUGAGGAUCACAUUUCCGAACUCUUCAGAAAAGUCAUGUGUAAGUUCGAAUCCUUCGAUGUUUUCAACAAAAGACAGAUGCCUUCUAUAGACAGAUGCACAGCAACGAAGCUUUUCUACCUCUAUCCAGGACUCUCAGGCACAACUCCACCUUAUAAGGAGCUUGCAAGAGUGAGGGGAAGAUUUGUGGAGAAGAUCUCAAAAGCACUUCUCAAACAGCUCCUGGAUGACCUUUUGGAAGAUGGUCUGAUAAACGAUGGGGAGAAGGAUUCUGUGCUUGAAGACAACAAUAACAAAGCAGACAUGGCACGUGAUCUCAUCGACAUGGUGAGGAAGAAAGGGGACAAGGCCAGCAAGAAGAUGAUUGCCCACCUUGAAAUCAGAGAUCCUACACUUUAUUCUGAACUGGGCCUGACCUGCGGUCAGCCAGCGUCAACACCUCAGAAGGAGCAAACCUGGUCAAACAAACUCAUUACCACAACUGACUCAUUCUGGAGGGAGAAACUGAACGAUAAAGAUAUUUAUCGUGUGGCUGAACAUUCCCUUAAAAGUCGUGUGGCCUUGCUAAUCACUAACAGGAAUUUUGCUGAUUCUAAGUUAACACGAAAGGGAGCUGAAAAAGACGAGGAGAACAUGAUGAAACUGCUCAAAUCACUGCAAUAUGAGGUGGUGAAACACAAUGACCUCACCGGGAAGGGUAUCGAUAAAGCUGUACGAGAGUUCACUAAACACCCAAAACUGAAAGAGACAGAUAGUGUGUUUGUGGUGAUAAUGUCUCAUGGGAAAUAUGGAGCUGUUCUUGGUGUCAAUCACAGGGUUGAAGAACCGGAUGAAUUCCCAGUUGACAACUUAUACAAUUACCUGGGUUCACAGUACUGCCCAGCACUGCUGAACAAACCAAAAGUCAUCAUCAUCCAGGCCUGCAGAGGAGCGUCUGGUGGAGCCGCGAUUGUCAGUGACAGUGCUGAAGCUGCUAUGGUCUGUGAUGAUGUUUCACAGCGACCACCUGAAGCCAACAUUGUGGGUGAUGCUAUUCAUUAUGUACACAAGGAAAAGGACUUCAUUUCUCUUCUGUCCAGCACUCCUGGUACUGUUUCAUACAGACAGGAAGACGAGGGGUCUUUUCUAAUCCAGUAUAUUGUUGAAGUAUUCAACACCUGCUGCCAUGAGGAUGAUAUUGAUGAACUUUUCAGAAAGGUCAUGCAACGCUUUGAAGAUUUACCCUCUGAGAGCAAAAGACAGAUGCCAACCAAGGACAGAUGCACUCUCACAAGGAGGUUCUAUCUCUUUCCAGGCCAUUGAAACGGCACGGAGUUCUGAUUGAUUACUUAACAAACAUUAUUUCUGCUUCACACGUUUACAUGAAUGGUGGCAGGACAUGUUCUUAUGAGGAGUGUAUAUCACUGAAUUUGUCUGCUCCUGCCAGUUUGGUUGAUAGGAAAGACGAUGCUUUUCGGUUUUUCAGCAGCUUAGUCAAACAAAAAGGGAAGAAAUUGAUGGAAAUGGUUUGAUUGAAAAUCGGCAAUAACUAUUAUUAAUGCAUUAAUGUUAAAAAACAUAUACUUAUACUUUUUUGGUAUUUGAUGACAGAGAAUAAAUUAUACUAUGAUAACUAACUGCUACCUUUGUAAAACAUAUAUUUGUAACCUUGGAUCAGGAGACUUCAAUAUAAGGUGGUGGGCAGCUUUCAUUUUAUUUUUGUUGGAUUUAUGAUAUAAUCCAAAUUAUUAAUGGAUAAAAAUGAAGAUUAAAAAAAAUUAGGGCUCAAAAGCUUUAUUUAUUUUCUGUGUCUUCUGUGUCUAGUGGUUGUCUUUUAUUUGGAAAGUUUUUGUAUGCCCAUUUCAUGUCUGAAAUGACCUUGAGCAAUAUAUACUGCUCCUCAGUGUGCUCCUCACUUGUAGUUCGCUUUAGAUAAAGGGAUAAGAUAUUUGUAUAUCACAUCACCAGUUAUCCAUUGUUCCCCAUCACUCUGGGUCUAAAUAAAAACUUUGAAUAAAAUUCUUUUGUAGCCAGAAA
This is a messenger RNA of Melanotaenia boesemani (Boeseman's rainbowfish), 3200 nucleotides long. RefSeq lists its product as uncharacterized. The transcript has 15 exons. Gene Ontology annotation, biological process: regulation of apoptotic process; proteolysis. Gene Ontology annotation, molecular function: cysteine-type endopeptidase activity. The record is from RefSeq and is a predicted model, not a curated record. NCBI's taxonomy places the organism in Eukaryota, Metazoa, Chordata, Actinopteri, Atheriniformes, Melanotaeniidae. Bases 123 to 2486 code for a protein of 787 amino acids.